Molecule: messenger RNA, 404 nt
Organism: Rhagoletis pomonella (apple maggot)
Lineage: Eukaryota; Metazoa; Arthropoda; Insecta; Diptera; Tephritidae
Exons: 4
Coding region: 57-374 (105 amino acids)
Biological process (GO): monoatomic ion transport
Cellular component (GO): membrane
Molecular function (GO): extracellular ligand-gated monoatomic ion channel activity
Source: RefSeq, a predicted model, not a curated record
CGCGUGCACAACUCAAUUCGGCUUCUGGGAUAAGGCGUGCUUAUCCGUCGUUCACCAUGUGCCGGUCAUUAUUGCUUGGAAUAUUCCUAUUUCUGCAACAAUCCGUCAGCUCGCAAGAAACCAUUACAAUUGGGGACAAAGUUUGGACUGCCACAUCGCAGGAUCGGUUGCGUCUACAAUUAUUAAUCAACUAUGAUAAGAACUCGCAUCAAACCUACAAUAAUGUUCCAACUAACAUCACUUUGGGCAUGAAGGUGAACUACAUCGAUAUUCAUGAGAUAAAUGGAAAAAUGGUUUUGCACGCAUGGCUAAAGAUAAGACUUGAAGCUUCACAGAUGGCUCAGAACCCGAUGACAAUGCAACAUGAAGGAUGAGCUUAUCCGAUAGGUGGCGCAGGAGUCGAG